Messenger RNA from Dermatophagoides farinae (American house dust mite), 2571 nucleotides. RefSeq lists its product as uncharacterized. Lineage: Eukaryota; Metazoa; Arthropoda; Arachnida; Sarcoptiformes; Pyroglyphidae. The record is from RefSeq and is a predicted model, not a curated record.
GCUAUUGUAGUUCUUGUUUGCUGUGUGCUCUCGACAAAUAGUGCAUUUUUGCAUCUGAAUAUCAUCAUUUUUUGGCUUGUUUGUUUGAAUUUGCUGAUGAAAUUCUUGUAAAUCGCGAUAUUGAAUAAUAAUAAAUUAGAUAAGUUAUUAUUAUUAUUUUGUUUUUGUUUUGGCGAAUGUUUGUCAUAUGUAACGAUCAUCAUCAUCAUCAUCAUCUAUAAUUUUCUAUAGUAAUCCAUCAAUAUCACUAGAGAAAAUGUCAUUGGCUUGUGAAUCACCGAUUCAUAAUAAUGAACAACAACAACAACAACACCACGAAGAUCCUCCCAAAGGAACAAUAUAUGAUGAUGAAGAAUUGGAUUUUGAGGAAGAAGUUCCAUCACAAAAAUCACCAAACGAUGUGUCCAAAAGUGAUAUUGACGAGGAUUUGGAUGCCGAUGACAAUCAAUCAAUGAACGAGCUGCAAACAUCACCAACGGGUAAUAAUCGUAGACCGAAAGAAAAAGAUGAAGGUGAAAUUGAUUCCGAAGAUGAACUUGAAGAAGGCGAAGUAAAAGAAGAUGAAAAAGCUGAACAAGCCACAGAUGAUUCUACAGUCGAUAAUUGCUCAUCCAAAGCGUCGAAUCGCGAAGAAAUUGCAAGUAAUGUUGCGGCCACUAAUGACAAUAACAAUAUAAAACGACCAUUGUUACCACAGGAGCGGAAAGGUUAUUACAACAAUCAGCAACAGCAGUCUUACUAUUACAAUAAUCGUUAUUUGAAUCCAAGAAUCGAUCGUUAUGGUAAUCAAAUUGUCCGAACAAAAGAACCGAUUCUACCAUUACCAACGCCGACAGUUGCUCAUAAGCCAAAAAUACAACACCAAUCAUCCUCUGAAUCGGCUUGGGAACGAGGAUUGAAACAGGCUCGUGAAUUAAUUUCACGUGCAUCGAAACGUAAAGAAGUGGAAGAAGAUUUCGAUCAUAAACGCUACACUAACACGGAGAAAAGUCAAGAACCAUAUAAUGAACUUGAACCAUCUGGAUCUCCAACAUUGCCGCCAUUGCCUGCACCACCACCAACUUCGACAUCGUUGCUUGGCAAUCCACCGUCCAAACGACGUCGACAUUCACAUUCUUCGUCCGAAGAUGAAAUGGAAAGAAGACAUCGACUUGCAUAUGAUGCUGCUCCAUGGAAUAACCCACGUGAACUUGGUUCAACUGGCCAGCCAUAUUCAUCAUCAUCGAAUUAUCGUUCUUCUCGAUCUAAUUACUAUAGCUCUCAAUAUAGCCGAUCAUCCACUGGCGGCAACGAUUCGUUUCGUGAUCCAUGGCGACGAUCUAAAUCUCCACAAGCUCGACAAAUUCCAUACAAUAGAAAUCGAGAUGUGCCUGCCGAUGCACGAUAUGGAGAAACAUUGUAUAAUAAAAAAAUGGGCGCCGAAAGUCGAUCCGACUCGAUGUCAUCAUUAUCAUCCAUUUGUUCAUCAUCAUCAUCAUCCGAAUCAGGUCACAGUAGCCGAAAAUUACCUUAUAGCCGACGACGAUCAAGUUCAGAUUCGCGUAGCCGUUUGGUGGAUAAUGAAACAUACAGCGAACAUAGUAACAAAUCAAAAGGUCUUGGUAGAAUACCCAAAAAAAUCAAUGCCACAUCAACCGUGGUCAAAACAAAACAUGAUGAUGACGACGAUGACCAUUCAAUUAAAUCAUUCGAUUCGUGGUCAGAAUCACUAUCAGAUUCGGACAGCUACUAUUCGAUUUCAGAUUCCGAUGCAAGUGAUCAUCAUCAUCACCGUCAUACGAAAGAAUCAUCCAAUUCCAAACAAGGUGCAAAAGUGUCAUCCACUAAGACAUGGCGAAAUUCGGAUGAAAAUCGUUUGCAAUCAUCAUCAUCAUCAUCAUUAUCAUCGAAAUCGCAUCAUCAUAUGAGUAAAAAUAGCAAGGAUUCAUCAAUCAAAAAUAAUGACCAUGCAAUGAGCAUGAAAGAAACGAAUGUGAAAAAAUCGAAAGCAGCAGAAAGUAAAGUACCGAUAAAAAUGACAUUUAUGAAAAAGCAACAAUCAUUGAAACAAGAUACAAUCAUCAAUGAACAAUUGAAUGGAGGUAAUGUAUCGGAUUUAGAUGAAAAUUCUUCAUUCUCUAGAACUAGCCAGAAAAGUGUGCAAAGUAAUCGAUCAUUGGAUGACGAUGCAAUGGAUGCCGAUGAUAAUCAAGAUGAAUUACAACAACAACAACAACAAAUAGAUGAUGAUGGUGAUACUACUACUACUUCAUUAUCAUUGAAAUCAUCGGAAAAACAUCAUCGACGAGAAGAGUUGCUCAUGAAAUUGAAAGCUGUUGAAGAGGCUAUUGAGCGAAAAUUGAGUUCCAAAAAUUAAUUGAGCCUCAAAUAUAUUUGACGAUGAUAAUUGAACAAAUGAGGCAGAAAACAUAUAUUUAGCGUGAAAAUAUUUUCAUUUUUUUUAUUCAUUCAUUUAUUCAUUUCUGUAUAAAAAUAUUUAAUUUGAAAAAAUAAAUGUAACAUUGUUUAUGAAUGGUCCCAUGUAUUGCUGCUGCAGUACAUGUACAUAAAAUGAGCAUGUGUUUGCAAAAC